UGCGGGCGGGCGCCGGCGAGGGGACCGGCCACCGCGGCGAGAGCGCGCCAGCCCCGCCGUGAUGCCCGCGCGCCCCGGACGCCUCCUCCCGCCGCUGCCCCGGCCGCUGGCCCUGGCCGCGCUGCCGCUACUGCUGCUGCUGCUGGGCCAUGGCGGCGGGCGCGGGGGCGCCUGGGCCCAGGAGCCGGGGGCGGCGGCGGCGGCGGACGGGCCCCCACCGGCCGACGGCGAGGACGGGCAGGACCCGCACGCCAAGCACCUGUACACGGCCGACAUGUUCACGCACGGGAUCCAGAGCGCCGCGCACUUCGUCAUGUUCUUCGCGCCCUGGUGUGGACACUGCCAGCGGCUGCAGCCCACUUGGAAUGACCUGGGAGACAAGUACAACAGCAUGGAGGAUGCCAAGGUCUACGUGGCUAAAGUAGACUGCACAGCCGAGUCAGAUGUGUGCUCCGCCCAGGGGGUCCGAGGAUACCCCACCUUGAAGUUUUUCAAGCCUGGCCAAGAAGCUGUGAAGUACCAGGGUCCUCGGGAUUUCCAGACACUGGAAAACUGGAUGCUGCAGACGCUGAAUGAGGAGCCUGCGACACCAGAGCCAGAAGUCGAACCGCCCAGAGCUCCUGAGCGCAAGCAGGGACUGUAUGAGCUCUCAGCAAGCAACUUUGAGCUGCACGUCGCACAAGGCGACCACUUUAUCAAGUUCUUCGCUCCGUGGUGUGGUCACUGCAAAGCUCUGGCUCCAACCUGGGAGCAGCUGGCUCUAGGCCUUGAACAUUCUGAAACUGUCAAGAUUGGCAAGGUCGACUGUACGCAGCACUAUGAACUCUGUUCAGGAAACCAGGUUCGUGGCUAUCCCACUCUUCUGUGGUUCCGAGAUGGUCAAAAGAUUGACCAGUACAAAGGCAAGCGGGAUUUGGAGUCCCUGAGAGAGUAUGUGGAAUCACAGCUGCAGAGCACGGAGCAGGGGGCCCCGGAGGUCGUCGAGCCGUCAGAGGCCCCAGUGCCAGCCACUGAGCCCGCGGCCAAGGGCACCCUGUUGGCACUCACGGAAAAUAACUUCGAUGACACAAUCGCAGAAGGAAUAACCUUCAUCAAGUUUUAUGCUCCAUGGUGUGGUCAUUGUAAGAAUCUGGCUCCUACUUGGGAAGAACUCUCUAGAAAGGAAUUCCCUGGUUUGGCAGAGGUCAAGAUUGCGGAGGUGGACUGUACUGCGGAACGGAAUAUUUGCAGCAAGUACUCGGUACGAGGCUAUCCCACAUUGCUGCUUUUCCGCGGAGGGAAAAAAGUCAGUGAGCACAGUGGAAGCAGAGACCUUGACUCGCUGCACCACUUCGUCCUGCGCCAGGCAAGGGAUGAGCUGUAAAACCCAGUCCCAAGUCGCCUGGCCACCCGUGCCCAGGGUGUGGGAGCUGAAUUGUGCAGGUGUGGAGUUUCACAUGGUGGUUUUUCAGAGAGCUGAAUGUACUAAACUUGUGGUAUCUUCUUUGUGUGUGUGAUUUUUAAGGCAACACACUCUACAAAUUCUUUAUUAAGUUUCUCUAAGUAAACACGUAACUCAUGAUCCCUUCGCAAACAAUAUUUUCAGUGGUGAUCUGUCGUCCCCUUUACCUUUCUCUUGAUGAAUCUAAAUGGUUUCCUUUGAGACUAAAAUAGAGUUGAGAAAAAUCAAAUUGCUCAACUACUUUUGGCUCCUGAGUGAUUCUGGUGAAAGUAUCAUCUAAAGCAUCGUUUGUGAACUGCCCACAAGUUCUGGAAAGGUGGCAGUAUUGAUAUUCUGCUGAUUUUAAGGUCAGAACGGACUUGUUAGUAAGGUGGUUGGUCAGUAACUUGGAGCAGAUCUAAACACAGAAACCCCACACCUCUGGAAGAUACCUUCACGUCCACCCCUGGCUUUGCUGUUUCUGUUAAUACUACUCUCAUCGCGAGAGGUCAGCCAUAAUGAAAGCAAUGGUACUUCUGACGUGUGCCUGAGUAAGACAAUGCUGGUGCCAUAGUGUGUGUGUGUGUGUGUGUGUGUGUGUGUAUGUAUGUAUGUGUAUGCUUCUGUUUGUUACUCACAGGUGAAAGAUUUAUUAGGUUCUCAUGCAGCCAAGAGUCCAUGUGAACUUUAAGAUUUGACGUCUCCCACAGAAAAUGUGGCACGGAAAGUUUCACAAGACUUGUCCUGACUAUUCUGUUAACUCAUAGAAAGAUUCUGGUUGUAUUUGCCACCAGGGGGGCAAAAGGACUUAGGCGAGCUUUCCCAGCCCUGGGUCUCCUGACCAGGGUGGCCCUCCUGCUCAGCAACAGGGCCCGAGCUGGAGGCAGCCUCACGUUCUGCUUCUGAGUAGUCAUUUUAGAGGCUAACUGUACUUUGCCUUGGAAGAGGUCUACUCUCUGCUGUAUGAGGAGCGGGAUUAAGUUGGCCUCCAGACCAAAGACUGAAGUAGGUGGGGCUGGCUGGGUCAGGGCUGACACAGGCCAAGUCACUGCCAAUACCGGCGUUCUCACAAGCCACGCCAUCCUAGGUGUUAAGCAUUCUUAACUGUCACACUCGAAAAUAAGCACCCAUCGGACUAGGCUCCCUUAAGAUAAUGUACCUGUAUGUUCUUUGCCAUCGAGUUACCUCUCAUAAUCCCUCCGUCUCCAACACUCUUUGCCCCACUUCCCAUGCUUGGGGGGUGCGGGCAGUGGACACACAGUAACUGGUGGUGGGAAUCUGAUAAACAAGACCACUUCUGCUGUCUGCGGCAGAAGACAACAGAGCAGGAUCUCGGCCAACCUCUGCCUUAAAGGAAAUCUUUAUUAAUUAUGUAUGGUUCACAGAUGUUCUUUUAAAACCCCAACUUUCUAGAGAAGCACAAUCCUCAUGAGUGGCUUCAGCUUUGCAUCAUGAGUCUUGUAUUAAGAGAAAAUCCAAGUGGUACAAUUUGUUUACACUAUGAUACUUUCUAAAUAAACUCUUUUAAAAAAAGAAAAAAAAA
This is a messenger RNA of Acinonyx jubatus (cheetah), 2963 nucleotides long. It is a transcript of the gene TXNDC5, whose product is annotated as thioredoxin domain containing 5. Gene Ontology annotation, molecular function: protein disulfide isomerase activity. The coding region runs from base 62 to 1363 and encodes 433 amino acids. Gene Ontology annotation, biological process: protein folding. Lineage: Eukaryota; Metazoa; Chordata; Mammalia; Carnivora; Felidae. The transcript has 10 exons. The record is from RefSeq and is a predicted model, not a curated record. Gene Ontology annotation, cellular component: endoplasmic reticulum.